AUGGAAAACGAAGCUAAUGGUUUGAUAGACUCCUUCGUGGCCAGACACACUAGAGAUCCUACCUUACGCUUGGAACUGCUUUCUCGAAAUCAAAAUGGCUCACGCCAUGACCAAGACACAGGGAUGGGGGCAGAGAUUGCCGGGUCAAACAACAUUGCUACCGACUCGUCUGCAGCUGGUUCCCCUUCGGCCGAAGUUUUCCUAACAAACUCUCAAGCUUCAAAUUUGUUUGCAUUGUCUCCGCUAAACAUAGGACCUUGGAAUGUUGAGUCUUUAGAGUCCACGAAUAACAGUCGUCUUGCAUUGGUGCAAGGGGUAGCAAGAGCAACGGUCCAAAUGAACAGGGGAAUGCGAGAAAGAGAAGAGCGUGAGCUGGAGCGGGAACAACUUCAAAGGGACCAGGAAAGAGGGAAAACAGAGAUUAGAAUGAGAAGAAAUAGAGAAAUGAUAGGAAGAGAGAGAAAGGAAAUAAGAAGAUCUAGUGGAUGGAAAGAAUGGCAAGAGGCAGUUCCUGGACCUUGGUGCUCAUGCCGCCUCGAUGAGUUUGUGGGAGACACCAUAUGCAGAAAAUGUGACAGACAGAGAUACUUAGAAAGAAACAGUGUUGUUACCAAUGCAGCAGAAAAUUUUGAUCGACGUCCUGGUCAAUCUCGUGGCCUAUUGACGAACAGAAGAUGUAGCAGCUCUCUGCUUGAGUUGGAACAACUCGUGGAAGGAGCGUGCGCCUCGGUGGAAAGGGUGUCGAGGGAGAGAGAAAGUGAAGAGUUUGGUCGGGAAAUUAAAAGAAAAGAGCAUGAAAUACGAACAGAAAGAGCACGGAAGAAGAGAGGAAAGGAGGCAAGACAGCCUCCGGAAGUUAGCAUGUGGCCUCAGCAGCUAUUUCAUACACUUCUGUGUAACUUUAGCGAGGCAUUUGAGGAGAAUCUAAGAGGGGAGGAUCCUGGAAGACAGAAAAUUGUGAUGGAUCACCCUAUGCAUCACGACAUCUCCAAAUGUGAUGUUUCUCUGAACAGACGGCUUCAAGGAAAACCCAAAUACAUUCCACAGUCAGGACAAGAUGAAUGUUGCAUCUGUUUGGAGGUAAUGACUGAGAUUAAAGGCCCUGAUUUUAGCAACUGCUGCAAAGCACGAUUGAUAAAAGCAUUUGAGAGUCACUUCAUUGGCGUCUUGGAGGCUAGAUGGCUGAUCACUGAGUAA
Messenger RNA from Pocillopora verrucosa, 1197 nucleotides. RefSeq lists its product as uncharacterized. Lineage: Eukaryota; Metazoa; Cnidaria; Anthozoa; Scleractinia; Pocilloporidae. The record is from RefSeq and is a predicted model, not a curated record.